AUGGCAAUUCCACUCCUCCACCUAUCGUCACCAUUCCUCUACUCCUCUCCGACACAGAAAAGAUUCCUCCUCCACCAGUGCCCCCACCAGCACCACCACAACAACAACAACAACAAAAACGCACUUCCAAACAUACCCUCAUCUUCCUUUAGAAAUGGAAGCAGCAGUACUCCUCCAGAAACAGAGUGCCCUGUACCACUUGAUCAGCAACCCAUAAAUGAGUUCCAAAACCUCUCAACUUCCUUCCCUUUUUCUUGGGCUUCAGGUGACAUUGUUGAGUAUUGCUCUCGUUUAUUCGUUACUGGUGCUUCCUUUGCUCUCCUUAUUGCCCUACCUGUUGCUUGGUUUGGCACUGUGGGACCAAAAAAUGAGCCAUUGAAGCCAGUACUUGCAGCUUUAUCAAGUGGGAUUUUUGUUGCCAGUCUUGCUGUUGUGAGAAUGUACCUGGGUUGGGCUUAUGUUGGGAAUCGAUUGCUCAGUGCCACUGUUGAAUAUGAAGAGACAGGGUGGUAUGAUGGUCAGAUAUGGGUGAAAUCGGCUGAAGUUUUGGCUAGAGAUCGACUUCUCGGUUCAUUUUCAGUCAAGCCUGUGCUAAGCAGAUUGAAGUACACCCUCGUCACUCUUGCAGCAUCACUAUUUGUAUGCGUUGUUCUCUUCAUCAAUAUUGAGGGAGGCCAAAAGGGUUCUUACGUACCAUCUGAUGAAGCUGGGGGUAGAGCUAUUCCUGGAGUUUACAAUGAUGAUUCAGCCAGAUCUUUUGAGCCAGAUGCAUUCUGUGGCGAACCUGCUCCUCCUGAAUCAUGA
Molecule: messenger RNA, 804 nt
Organism: Dovyalis caffra
Lineage: Eukaryota; Viridiplantae; Streptophyta; Magnoliopsida; Malpighiales; Salicaceae
Source: the annotation of a GenBank genome assembly